Molecule: messenger RNA, 1920 nt
Organism: Aspergillus wentii DTO 134E9
Lineage: Eukaryota; Fungi; Ascomycota; Eurotiomycetes; Eurotiales; Aspergillaceae
Exons: 1
Coding region: 8-1906 (632 amino acids)
Source: RefSeq, a predicted model, not a curated record
CGUCAACAUGGUCCGUUUUUCUACACUGGGUACACUGGGCCUAUCUGCAUGGCUCCUCGGGCUGAUCAGCUCAGCAUCAGCCCAAUUGGUGUCCACUGGCUUUUCCGUAACUCUCAAUGAGAUCGACUAUCUUAUCUCGCCAUAUCCGUCAGGCAACAUAACUGUCUCUUCAACCUCACUAUCCAACAUCCCAAGCGUCCACGGCUUCUACCCAGUCACUGUUCUCCAAGAGCCAAUCCAUAGCACCAACCUAACAUCCCUCUUCUCCACCUGGAUCGCGAGAGAUGAUGUCUUUACAGACGCCUUCACAGGCGCCGUCUUCACCCACAAUGCACACACAAACCCAACCACAACCAUACUCCCCCUAGACUCUACAUCGAUCCCCUCAGGCCCUUACUUCAUCGAAAUAGCCACAGGCAAGCUCUACCCCGUCUAUCGUCUAUACAGCGACUUCGCCGGCGCUUUCACGCAGCCCCUCCUCCAAACCCCAGACAACAAGUUCCAGCCCCUCGCCGCUCAAAUUGCCGGCCUUACAUCCAGCACAGUCGGCGUCCCAUCGCGAAUCUACUACACCCCCACAGACGAAAAACCACUCGCGGGCGUCCGCGUCGGCGUAAAAGACAUCUACAGCCUCGCCGGCGUGCGCCAAAGUAACGGCAAUCGCGCAUGGUACUACCUCUACCCCGAGAAUAACGUCACGGGCACCGCCGUCUCGCGACUCAUCGACGCAGGCGCGAUCAUCGUCGGUCUGCAGAAGCCGUCGCAGUUCGCGAACGGCGAAACCGCUACGGCGGACUGGGUCGAUCUGCACUCGCCGUUUAACCCCCGCGGAGACGGAUACCAGGACCCGUCGUCUUCUUCGUCGGGUGCGGGUGCUUCCAUCGCGUCGUAUGACUGGUUAGAUCUGGCAUUGGGAAGUGAUACAGGCGGCUCGAUUCGCAACCCGGCCCAGGUGCAGGGCGUCUACGGCUCGAGGCCGUCCCAUGGUCUCGUCGAGCUUGAUCACGUCAUGUCCAUGUCUCCGGUGCUCGAUACAGCGGGUCUCCUUACCAGAGAUCCCUAUUUGUGGGAUAAAGCCAACCAGGCUCUCUACAGUACGAAUUACACCUCGUACACUGGACACAAGACAGUCACCUACCCCCGGAAACUAUACACACUCGGUUUCCCAACCACAAACACCACAGCAUCAGAUGCGCUCCUCCUCGCCUUCCAAGACAGACUAACAACCCUCCUCAACACAACUCCCACACCGGUCAACCUCACCGCAGACUGGACCUCGACGCACCCCUCAACCGUCUCGUCUGACGUCUCCCUCCCUGCCCUCCUAAACCUAACCUACGCAAUGCUAAUCAGCAAGCAACAAAUCCCGCUAGUCCGCGACCCGUUCUACGCCGACUACGCAGCCAAACACGACGGCCGGCGCCCAUUCAUCGACCCUGUCCCGCUCUCGCGCUGGAACUGGUCGUCCGCGUACCCAGAUUCCGCGCUAGACGAGGCAAUCCAGAACAAGACUAUCUUCAUGGACUGGAUGGCGGGGAACUACCUCACCCCUGUCUCUGGGGCGGAGUGCUCGUCAUCAUUGAUGAUAUAUGUCGGGUCAAACGGGCUGGCUUCCCAAUCUGCGCGGAACGUCUACCGCUCGUUACCUGGUGCGCCGCUUGGUUUUGGGAAUGCCCGGAUCUCGAAUAUGGGGGAGGUGCCGGACUUUGUGAUCCCCAUUGGCGAGGUAGAGGCGUAUAGCACUAUCACGCACCAUGUGGAGAAGUUCCCUGUUACUGUUGAUGUUCUUGCUGCCAAGGGGUGUGAUGGGUUGAUUGUGAGGUUGGUUCAGGAUCUGCUUGAGGCGGGGAUUAUCUCGAUGCCCAAGGCGGGGGGGAAUAUGGUUGGUGAGUCUGUUUUGUUCUAGUUUAUAGCAGAUUG